Vitis riparia (riverbank grape) is the source of this 647-nucleotide messenger RNA. Its product is annotated as GEM-like protein 4. Lineage: Eukaryota; Viridiplantae; Streptophyta; Magnoliopsida; Vitales; Vitaceae. The transcript is spliced from 3 exons. The coding region runs from base 89 to 535 and encodes 148 amino acids. The record is from RefSeq and is a predicted model, not a curated record.
UAAACCAAAGCAUUCCAGACUACUUGUUGAAGACAACUGACGAGGCAGUUGGAGAUAAGAGAUACCGAAUUGCAGCACUUCAACAAAUAUGGAGAACCAACUCCCAGAGCAUGUUGUUGGAAUCCCAAUAAGCUACCAAUAUGAUAGGCCAUCUCCUUCAAAAGGCUCUGGGGCAAUCAUCCCAAAAAAAAUGGAUUCAACCAAUUAUAGGAUGAACAAAAAUAGGAAGAAGGCAGACAAUUUUGUGGAUGGAGUCCGAGAACAUUUGAAAUUAGGGCCUAAGUUCUCUGAAAUCUUGAAGGAAAAGUUGAGCUUGGGGGCUAAGAUUCUUCAACUUGGGGGAGUGAAAAGAGUUCGCAGGCAAAUUUUCAGUGUUAAAGAAGGAGAUAAGCUAUUGAAGGCUUCCCAAUGUUAUUUAUCAACAACAGCAGGCCCUAUAGUUGACCUCCUCUUUAUCUCUACUCAAAGGGUUGCCUUUGUUAAUGUUACCAUAUACAACUUAGAAUCAUAUUGGUUGUACAUAUAUGAAUGUUAAUGUUACCAUAUACAAUUUAGGAAUCAUAUUGGCUGUACAUAUAGGAAAAGAUUGACAAAUUGUCUUACCAAGUAUUUGUUAAUGUUACCAUAUACAAUUUAGGAAUCAAUUA